Mesitornis unicolor (brown roatelo) is the source of this 1719-nucleotide messenger RNA. RefSeq names its product unc-93 homolog B1 (C. elegans) (gene UNC93B1). Gene Ontology annotation, cellular component: lysosome; endosome. The coding region runs from base 1 to 1719 and encodes 572 amino acids. The record is from RefSeq and is a predicted model, not a curated record. Gene Ontology annotation, biological process: toll-like receptor 7 signaling pathway; intracellular protein transport; toll-like receptor signaling pathway. The transcript has 11 exons. Lineage: Eukaryota; Metazoa; Chordata; Aves; Mesitornithiformes; Mesitornithidae. Gene Ontology annotation, molecular function: Toll-like receptor binding.
AUGGAGAAAGAUCCCAGCUACUACGAGGAGGAGGCCAAGAUGGUGGCGGGUGACAGGCUGGGUGCUGAAGGAACAGAGGCGCAGGCUCACCCCGACUACAACGAGGAGGAGGAGGAGCAGAAAUACUUCCGCCGCAAGCGCCUCGGCGUGGUCAAGAACGUCCUGGCUGCCAGCCUGGCUGGCAUGCUCACCUAUGGCGUCUACCUGGGCCUCCUGCAGAUGCAGCUGAUCCUGCACUAUGAUGAGACCUACCGGGAGGUGAAAUACAGCAACAUCCAACUGGAAGACAUUGACCACAAGGUGCUGAUGGGCAUCAACAUCACCCCUGUCACAGCACUGCUCUACACACCCGUCCUCAUCAGGUUUUUCGGCACCAAGUGGGCCAUGUUCCUCGCAGUGGGGAUCUAUUCCCUCUUCGUCUCCAGCAACUACUGGGAGCGUUACUACACGCUGGUGCCUUCUGCCGUGGCCAUCGGGGUGGCCAUCGUGCCCCUCUGGGCUUCCAUGGGCAACUACAUCACACGGAUGGCCCAGAAGUACUACGAGUACGUCAACUACAAGGAGGACCAAGUGCAGGAGCAGCAGCGGGCGCCACGGGGUGCCUGCAACACCUACAUCAUCAUCUUCCAAACCGUCUUCUACGUCUGCUUCCAUCUCAGCUUCGUCUGCGCUCAGAUGCCCACGCUCUUCUUCCUCAACAACUACCUCUACCAACUCAACCACACGCUCUACGCGGUCAAGCACUGCGGGACCCUGAGCCACGGUACGCUGCCCGGCUUCAACAAGACGGUGCUGCAGAGCCUGCCUCGCAGCGUCAACCUCAUCAUUGUAGAGAGUGCCUUGAUGGCAGCCGCCUUCCUCGCCAUGCUGGUGGUCCUGGUGCUCUGCGGCUCAGCGUAUCGGCCCACGGAGGAGAUCGACCUGCGCAGCAUCGGCUGGGGAAACAUUUUCCAGCUGCCCUUCAAGCACAUGCGGGACUACCGCCUACGCCACCUCUUCCCCUUGUUCACCUACAGUGGCUUCGAGGUGCUCUUCGUCUGCACUGGCUUCUCCUUGAACUACGGCGUGUGCGCCUUGGGGCUGGAGAAGCUGGCGUAUCUCCUCAUGGCCUACGGCUUCUCCGCCUCGGCCUGCUCCAGCCUGGCCCUCUGCGUGUUGCACGUGCGGCGGCAGGUCCCGCUGCUGGCCGGAGCCAUCAUCCAUGCUGCUCUCCUGGUCACUCUCUUUUGCUGGGCACCUGAACCCCGGCACCUGGUCCAGGCACCUCUGCUCUAUGCAAUAGCUGUGCUCUGGGGCACAGGCAGCGCCCUCAACAAGACUAGCAUUAGCAUCCUCCUGGGCAUGCUGUAUGAGGAUAAGGGACGCCAAGACUUCAUCUUCACCAUCUACCACUGGUGGCAGGCUCUGGCAAUCUUCACCGUCUACCUGUGGUCAGGGUUGCCCAUGAAGGCCAAGCUCUCCAUCAUGCUGCUGACGCUGGCGGUGGCAGUGGGGGCCUACCUGUGGAUGGAGCACAAGUUGGCACAUCACGUGGCCUACCGUCUGCCCCGCAUCCCCCGGCCACGCCACAAGAUGCGAGGCUACCGCUACUUGGAAGAGGAUGACUCUGACGAAACUGGCUCCGAGGGCGAUGGUGGCAAGGACGACAACAAUGAACACCCAGCAGAGGCCACCAGCAGGGACGAGCUGCCAAAAAAUGAUGAGAACCAGCUGGGUUAG